This is a messenger RNA of Diceros bicornis minor, 1158 nucleotides long. RefSeq names its product sodium- and chloride-dependent GABA transporter 3-like. Bases 99 to 755 code for a protein of 218 amino acids. The record is from RefSeq and is a predicted model, not a curated record. Gene Ontology annotation, cellular component: membrane. The transcript is spliced from 3 exons. NCBI's taxonomy places the organism in Eukaryota, Metazoa, Chordata, Mammalia, Perissodactyla, Rhinocerotidae. Gene Ontology annotation, biological process: sodium ion transmembrane transport.
CCGCCUCCCCCUCCCGCCCGCUCGCGCCUCCUGAAAAGCCAGCCCGCCCGGGGCGGCGGCGCAGAGCCGGGCCGGCGCGCGAGGCAGGCGGCGCGGCCAUGACGGCGGAGAAGGCGCUGCCUCUGGGCACCGGGAAGGCUGCGGAGGAGGCGCGGCUGUCCGAGGCAGCGGCUGGCGGCGCCGGCGGCAGCGGGGGUGCGGCGCCCGCGCGCGACCCGCGCGACAAGCGCGACCAGGCUGUCCACGAGCGCGGCCACUGGAACAGCAAGGUGGAGUUCGUGCUGAGCAUGGCCGGGGAGAUCGUGGGGCUUGGCAACGUCUGGCGCUUCCCCUACCUGUGCUACAAGAACGGAGGAGGGGCGUUCCUGAUUCCCUACGUGGUGUUUUUUGUUUGCUGUGGAAUUCCUGUUUUUUUCCUGGAAACGGCUCUGGGACAGUUCACGAGUGAAGGUGGCAUUACAUGUUGGAGAAAAGCUUGCCCUUUAUUUGAAGGCAUUGGCUACGCGACACAGGUGAUCGAGGCCCAUCUAAACGUGUACUACAUCAUUAUCCUGGCGUGGGCCAUUUUCUACCUGAGCAAUUGCUUCACCACCGAGCUCCCCUGGGCCACCUGUGGGCACGAGUGGAACACAGGUAUGGCCCCCAGGGAGGGUGUCUCUGCUGGUCCUGCUGGGGGCCUGGCCUUGGGGGUGUGUCCUCGUCCUGGAGGCCAGUCCCGGCCUCUGGCCUCUCGCCAUGAGUCCAGAUUCCGCUGAAACUGGAGAUCGGCUCUGCACUGGGUCUGCGUACAUUCUGUGGGUGGCAGCCCUGAAGCCUGAGCUGAGCCCUGGCCCACGAAUUGGCAUGAGUGGAAGAAUGGUGAUGCUCUUUCCUCGCUUUGCCAAAUAUGGAGGCUGAGCCCUUUGGGGGCAGAGUGGAGGUGUGAGAGGUCCGGCUCCAGUUCCAGCCCUACCUCUCUAGUGUCAGGUUUUCCUCUGAGAUGAAGGGGUUAGACUAGGUCAAGGGUCACAGACAGGGGGCCUAUUGGCCAAUUAGGCUUUAGAUCAGUGACCAGCAAAUUUCAAAAAUGUAUUUGGUUGCCAAAAUUGAAAAACCAGAAGACUACGUGAAAAUCCAGACUUCUAGCUUCUCUUGAAAAGUUAAAAAUAUCUGGCAACA